Molecule: messenger RNA, 2380 nt
Organism: Hydractinia symbiolongicarpus
Lineage: Eukaryota; Metazoa; Cnidaria; Hydrozoa; Anthoathecata; Hydractiniidae
Product: serine/threonine-protein kinase 32A-like
Exons: 11
Coding region: 314-1669 (451 amino acids)
Biological process (GO): protein phosphorylation; G protein-coupled receptor signaling pathway; regulation of signal transduction
Molecular function (GO): ATP binding; G protein-coupled receptor kinase activity; G protein-coupled receptor binding
Source: RefSeq, a predicted model, not a curated record
UUUGGAAAAACAAAUGCCGAACCGGUACUUUCAUAAUUUCACAAUAAACUUUUACAGAAUAAACAGCCGCUAUUUUUUGAAGAAACAUCAAGGAUAUUCAGCUAUAUAGCUAUAGGUAGCCAAGACGCUAGCUAGCUGUAUUCUUUGUCAUUAUGUUUUAGUACCUUUAAGAUAGACUAAAAAAAACUUUCAUUUGAUCUAUCGUGGUACCAAACGAUUUUAUUAAGAACAAGAUAAGAUUUUGCGUUGAGAAAAAAGGGUUUUGUUGUGUCAGAAAGGUUGUGAAUACACCACAAGUUUUUGGAGGGAUGGUAUGGGCAAUUUUUCUUCUCAAAAAGGAUCAGCUAGUAUCACUCGGGAUGAAAACGAACCAGUAAUUUUACAUGAUUUCCACAUUUUACGUUCAGUUGGGCGUGGAGCUUUUGGCAAGGUAUGCAUCAUACAAAAGAAAGACACAAAGCAACUCUAUGGCCUAAAGUACAUGGCGAAACGAGCGAUCAUUGAACGCGCUGCGAGUAGGAAUGUGCUGAAAGAACUUGAAAUUUUGAAGCUGCUUCAUCACUCAUUCUUAGUAAACUUAUGUUUCUCCUUCCAAGAUGAGGAUGACAUGUAUAUUGUGUUAGACUUGAUGUUAGGCGGUGAUAUCAGAUUUCAUUUAAACCAAGGACAUUUAUUUUCCGAGGAAGAAAUUGUGCUAUAUAUAUUUGAAAUUGGCUUAGCGCUUGGUUAUUUGCGGAAAAAAAGAAUAAUCCACAGGGACAUCAAACCUGAUAAUUUGCUGCUCGACAGUAAAGGACAUAUUCAUUUAACUGACUUCAAUAUUGCAACAUGGCUUCCUGAAGGAAAAAUUGCAGUAUCGAUCAGUGGAACUAGACCUUAUAUGGCACCUGAAGUAUUUGCGACAGGAGCAGGCAAAUCCGUGGGAUAUUCCUUUGAGGUAGAUUGGUGGAGUUGGGGCGUAACGUUAUGUGAAAUGAUGAAAGGGCGGAGACCGUUUACUAUUCAUCACGAUAUGACAUCAGAACAUAUUUUAAAGACGCUUUCAGAGAACACAGUGCUCAAUUUACCGCCCCCAGUUACGUCCUCCAUGUCAAAGUUUAUGAAGGAUCUGCUACAACCAAAUGUCAAGAAACGAGUCUGUUCAGUAGCGAGUUUCAAAAACUAUGCUGCGUUGAGAUCUGUUGAUAUUAGCAAGGUGGAGAAAAAGUUAAUUCCCUCCAAAUUUAAACCAAGCAAUGACAGAUUAAAUUGUGACCCUACCCAUGAGCUGGAAGAAAUGAUGAUCGAGUCAAAUCCAUUGCAUAAAAAGAAAAGAAGGAAGCGUCCUAAAACAACGUCUUCAGCCAACAAAAUAAAAGAUCCUAUUCAGCAAUCUCUUGAGAAUCUAACAAACAAAUUCACCUCGUUUCGGCGCGGAAGUAAUGUGGAUGAGGCUUCCCUCGUGAUGAGCAAUGAAACAAUUGAAAUAUUAAGUGGUCGAAAGUCCCAACAACCUAGCCCUCGUACGAUCGGUGACUCGCCUCCGAGUCAGCCACCCACGCCGCGAGUGAAAACGAGUGAUAUUCCAAGCGUACACUUAAACGACGAGCCCCUAACUCCGUCGACGAACACUCACACGUCAAGUUCUUCGCUUAAUGGAAAAAUAACUAAUGAGAAUCGGAAUCCGUGAAUAUAUUUUUCUAAUUAUUAUUAUAAUUUUAACAAGUUAAAAUUGUGUGAUCACAAGUUUGCUUCUUAUUCGUUUGCAAUAUUCGCAUCAGACUAACUAAGCGUCGCAUGCGACGAACUAUAUUUUUUUCAUUCAAGAAACUUCAGAAAUGCUCCAUGUCUCUUCAUUUUUAGCACCUUUUCUGAUAAAAUCGUUACCCUGUUUUAUAUUUCAAAAUGCUUUCUACUGAUUUAAUUUCUUGCACAUAUUUUACAAGUUAUUGCGGUUUGCAGUGCAUAGAAUCUAAGCCUUAUCUAAAUGUUCCCUAUAAACAUCGUAUAAUGAGCGAUGCUUUCAUGGAUGACUUACUGCAACUUUUCAAUGCUAUUGAUAUAUUCACAGCGUCACUGUUUUUCCCAAGCCUUUUUUUAGGCAAAUCAACCGGAAACAAAAAUGUCUGAAUUUUAUUUUUACACUUAGGUCAUGAAUUAUGAUAUUCUCAAACGCAAAAAGUGCAAAAAUCAUUAUUGAUAAUAAGCGUGUUGGGGGGCGGGGUCCUUUGUUUUGUUAAACACUUGUAAAUACAGUUUAUUAGAGAUAGAUAUUUAUAUUUUAUGAUGAAGUAAAUAUUCUGGUGUGGAAACCAUGCUUGUCCGGUGUGAAUAUCAGUUUCAAGUGUGGAAACCAGGCUAUUGUACAUUUGUAAUACUAACAACCGUUCAUUACUUUGAA